AUGACUCUCGCACCCCGCGUUGAAGUAUACACGCAGCUCGCAUGUCGAGCCAUCCACGGGAACGAUCCAGUCAAUCCUAACGCCACCUCCCUGUACUUCUCUCCUUCCUACGAAUACGACGGAUACAAUACCACCAAGACUCAUGAUGAAGAUUACGACUAUGACUAUACCACGAUCUCACUUCCAUCGCGUGGGAUCGUCGAUGCGGAUGCCUUAGACGCUUGUAAAGGCGAUCCUCGAGUCCAAGGGAGGGCGGCGAGGAUUCAGGCCUCGGUUAAGACCACGGAGAGCAUCCUCAGCGCCGCCACGACAGGUUGGCUGAGCCAUUUGAGCGACGUGUAUGGACGGAAGAAGGUACUGGCGUUCUCGGUAUUUGGAGCAUUGUUCAUGGACAUCAUCUACAUCAUGGUUCUGGAGGCAAAGUAUGCUUUCGCUGAGCACGGGGAGGCGUUCAUCAUCAUUGCACCUGUCAUCGAAGGUUUCCUCGGCGCUCAAUCGACCUAUAACGGUCUCGUCCAUGCUUAUGCGACAGACUGCACGCCAAACGGCUCCCGCGCCCGCAUUUUCUCCACAAUGCAAGGCAUGCUCUACGUAGGUCUCGCCUCCGGACCCUGGCUCAACGGGCUCAUCCUGCACCUCGGAUCAGGAAGCACGACUCGAACACUCUUCGUAGCCGCCAUCAUCAUCGCACUCAUCAAUCUCUCCUUUGUCUCCUUCGUCCUCCCCGAGUCACUACCCCCGUCUUCUAGACUGAAGGAAGGUUCUAGGGACAGCAGAUCGGAAUCGGUUUCGUCCGGGAUGACGUCGGAGAGCGCGAGUACCAGGUCGUCUAUUCACCACGGACAUAGACGCGGGCAUGGAGGAAGAGGAGGGAGAGGGAGGAGGAGGAGGAGUGUGGUGGGUGCGGUGAAGGGCCUGGCGAAGUAUGUGGCGAGACAGUUUUGGAGGCCUGUUAGGCUGUUUUUGCCGCAUUGGGUGGAGGCGGGGAAUGGGAAGAAGGGGAGGUGGGAUUGGAAUUUGACGUUGGUUGGGAUCACGCUGUUUAUCUAUUUGUUGUCGAUCCAAGUGUAUAACUUGAAGUAUCUGUAUGUUCGGCAUGUGUACAACUGGUCCAGCGAGACGCUCGGAUAUUACAUGUCGUGGCUCUGGAUCACCCGUGCAGUGAACCUCUUGCUCAUCCUCCCAACCGUCCUGAGCUACUUUGCCCCUUCUCGCGAUCCUGACGUCUCCCAAGCGACCUUCCUGGCGCGCUCCCUCGCUUUCGACCGCAUCGUCACUUCAAUCUCUUUCUUCACCGACGCCACGGCCAAUCUGCUCGUCUCCAUCACGCCUACUUCGUCGCAACCGCUCUUCAUCCUCUUCACAUCGUUGAAUUCGUUGACGAGUGGUGGAAAUCCCGCGUUACAUAGUUUGGGUGCCGGGACGUUGAUCGCUAUCGGCAAAGGCGCGGAAGUAGGCUUGGUCUUCGGUGCGAUGGGUCUAAUCAACGCUGUCGCCCAUGUCGUCGCUCCGGGUAUUUACGCAGCGAUCUACGGCGCCACAGUGGCCACAUUCCCAAAAGCCAUCUUCGCCAUGUCCUCCGUCCUGCUCUACACCGCCGUCGUCAUGCUCCUCCUCAUCCGACCGCACGUCGAGGCCAUAAAGACGGUCGAAGAUGGUUCGAACGAUCCGACGGACCUCAACGAGGAGGAGACGUCCGCCCUGGGCGUCGAGAACGCGUUCGCUCCCUCCGGAUCGGGAUCUGGCCAGAACCUCGCGAGUCCGAGCGUGCAUGGUAAAAACUCGUUGGGGCGGAAGAGCCUCAGUCUUUAUUCCCAUUCUCGGGAUGUGUCGUUGUCGCCUUAUAGGGACAGGGGAGGAGAGAGACUGAAUAGUCCGAGCAUUGUGGUCGAUGAUCAGAGCGAUGCGGAGGUUGAGAGUCCUCUGAGUCCGAAUAGUGGAAAUACUGGUGGAGGGGUGAGGAGAGAGAGAUCGAGAGGGACGGGGAGGGGGAGGAGGAGGAGGAGGAGGGAGAGCGAGCUUGAGGGGUUGAGCUUGCAUGGGCAGGAAGGGGAGGAUGCGGAGAUUGUGGCGGAUAGGAGGAGGAGUUCGAUGAUUAGGCUUUCGAUGGGUGAGGAGAUGCAGGCGGGGGUGUGA
Messenger RNA from Stereum hirsutum FP-91666 SS1, 2136 nucleotides. RefSeq lists its product as uncharacterized. NCBI's taxonomy places the organism in Eukaryota, Fungi, Basidiomycota, Agaricomycetes, Russulales, Stereaceae. The coding region runs from base 1 to 2136 and encodes 711 amino acids. The transcript has 8 exons. Gene Ontology annotation, biological process: transmembrane transport. Gene Ontology annotation, molecular function: transmembrane transporter activity. Gene Ontology annotation, cellular component: membrane. The record is from RefSeq and is a predicted model, not a curated record.